AAAGAGUCCUUCAGGAGAGCGGAAAAAAUCAGCACUUGUACUAUCCGUGAAAUGUGUAGAAAGAUAACAGAAGCUACCCUCCUCAGAAAAAAUGAUGAGUUUGAUGAAAAGAAAUUAACAAGCUGUGUGGGUGUGCUGCACAUGAUCAGCCAUGCUUGCUAAGUCUGUCUGUUGGCUGUUGCUAUGGCUACGAAAAGCCAGUGGAACCCAAUGAGCUGUCUGCAGCCGUGCUGGGAGGACCAGCCAUUUUACUUAUGGAAAACAGUGUGGCAUUCUGCUGAGCUUCCCCCUGGAAGAAGCCUCUUUUUAUACAUCUCUUCAGGGAAGACAGAAGCAAUGGGCAUAUUCAUACACAAUGAUCAGAGCCACGCAGGCCUGCAAGCUGCCAUUUGGACAGGCUGUUGACUGCUGUUGCAAUUAGCUGAUUGGAGCAUGUGGAAUGCAGAGUGAUAAUGUUGCUAUCAGGCAGCAGCAAAGGUUUUUGUCUUGGGAAGGCAAGCUUUCCCUGCAAUAUUAUCUCAGCAGCUCCCUAGCUGCUCACCCUGAAAACGAGGGAUCCAAACGGAGGGUGUUGCCCUCUGCUAAGGCUGGCCCUGUGCGUGGCUGUGACACAGGAGCGGCAGGUCUGAAAAAGCAGGUGUGUGUUGGACGGGCGCUGGACUGGAACGCAGGUGGACGCUCUCCAGUUUACCUGCUUCCUGUUAACAGACUGUGGGCUCCCAGGGCAUACCCUGCAGGGUGAGGCUGAGGCGGAGAAGGGGCUUCCCACGACACUAACAGAGACACUUGGAUUGGACUUAAUCUUAAACCUCUGGAGUUCAAGACCUUUUAAAAAGGGCUAAAUAAACAAUCUCUACAAGGAAAAGGCCACUGACUCCUACUUCCUCUGUGUAGAGCAACUGUUGAACUCAGCUGCCUGUAGGAAAACUGAAGACUUUAAUAACAAACUCUCCAAGGUCAAAAUGAACACAGAUAGUGGUGGGUCUGCUCGCAAACGUGCUGCCAUGUCUGUCACGCUAACAUCUGUGAAGAGAGUGCAAAGUUCUCCAAACCUAUUGGCUGCAGGGCGCGAUUCUCAGUCACCAGACUCAGCUUGGAGAUCUUACCAUGGCAAUCAAGAGACACUGAACGGAGAUGCUACAUAUUCCUCUCUUGCAGCAAAAGGUUUUCGAAGCGUUCGACCAAACCUACAAGAUAAAAGAUCACCAACUCAGGCACCCCCUCCACCAGACAGAAAAGAGAGCUUUCAUAGCUCUUUGAUAACCAGUCACCCAAAAGGUGUCUUUUUAGACCAGUUAGUAACUAACACACAAACUCCCUCCUGUACAGAGUACUUUGCUAACCAAAAACCUCUUCAGGGAACUAUGUAUUCCAAUGAAGACUCCAGACAGACAAUUGUAUAUUCUGAAGAAUCUAACACAACCGUGUCAUAUACACAAAAAAUCACUAAUCCAUUACCAGCAGCUUCCAGCACGGAUCCUACACCAUUCACUAACAUCAACACCCCAGUUCUACAAGAGGACUACAGGCAUGAUUCUCAAACUCGGAGAAUUUCUACCUUGAAACUAACCCAUAACCAGGAUCUAGGAAGUAGCAGCCCCAUUAAUACUCCACAGUUUUCCAAACCUGUCGAAGUUCCAUCAUUUCUCCAAAGGUCCUGCUCACUGCCCCCUCAUCCAGCGCAUGAGACACACACAGCCUGUCUUUCCAUCCAGAUAGCUCCCCUUUCAGGCCAGGAUCCUCAAAGCCACCAACGGCUACCUGAGCUUCCUCCAGAGACUGCAAAGAUACCUCUUCAGCGAGACAGACAAAAAUCUGCCGUUGCAGUGGCCUCGCAGUCCUCAGACUGCAGGGUGCUUGGAAAUCAGAACUUACCUGCCAGUGUGUUGGAGGUAAAUGCUUCACAGACACACAGACAAACCACACCAGAAGCCUCUCCUCCAUGCCCUCCUUCCGUGGUACCUUUGAACCGAGCCACUUUCUCACCAGGCAGUGUUGCCAGCUCAGCAUCACUUAGCCUUCCACCACCCGAUGGUUUGGGGUCUUCACGCCUGCAUACGCCCCAGAGCCUUUCCCACUGCCUAUACAAACACCUGCUCCCAGCUCCUGAAAGCCUUAUCCACAGCCACGACACAGGCUCUCUGACUACAGACUCCUCCCUGGCCGAGCACUCCUCCCGCUCGGAGAGCGAGUCCUCCACAGCCAUGCUAGAGGAGCUGCAGAUUGGUGACUCUGACACCGCGGGCCAUUCUGAGACACCCUCCCCCACCUGGGGUCAGAGGUCUGCUGUGACAGAUGGCACCACCUUAACCACCCCUGCGGCCAUUCAUAGCCAGAUAACAGUGAAUGGAAACUCUGGAGGUGCCGUGAGUCCCAUGAGUUACUAUCAGAGGCCGUUUUCCCCCUCGGCGUAUUCUCUGCCAGCCUCACUCAACUCCAGCAUUGUCAUGCAGCACGGCACGUCCCUUGAUUCUGCAGAGACAUAUCCCCAGCAUGCACAGUCUCUGGACGGCACCAGCACCAGCUCUAUCCCACUGUACCGAUCCUCAGAGGAAGAGAAGAGAGUGACGGUCAUCAAAGCCCCGCAUUACCCAGGGAUCGGGCCCGUGGAUGAAUCCGGAAUCCCCACAGCAAUUAGAACGACGGUCGACCGGCCGAAGGACUGGUACAAGACGAUGUUUAAGCAGAUUCACAUGGUGCACAAGCCGGAUGAUGACACAGACAUGUAUAAUACCCCUUACACAUAUAAUGCAGGUCUGUACAACCCACCGUACAGUGCUCAGUCACACCCUGCUGCAAAGACCCAAACCUACAGACCUCUUUCCAAAAGCCACUCCGACAACAGCACACAUGCCUUUAAGGAUGCGUCCUCCCCAGGGCCUCCCCCUCAUGUUCCCCCGCCAGUCCCACCGCCUCGACCAAGGGAUCGGUCUUCAACAGAAAAGCAUGACUGGGAUCCUCCAGACAGAAAAGUGGACACAAGGAAAUUUCGGUCUGAGCCAAGGAGUAUUUUUGAAUAUGAACCUGGCAAGUCAUCAAUCCUGCAGCAUGAAAGACCACCCCCUCUCCCAACAACUCCGACACCUGUUCCAAGGGAACCUGGCCUGAAGCCUCUUUCUGGCUCUGGACUCGGAGGAGUCGCUGCCAGCCCCUCCCCUCCGCCCCGGAGUGGCGCCCCCACGCCAAGCGCGUGCGCCCCGGCUCUGCCUCCCACCCGGACCGAUCGCAUAAAUCCAGAUGACAUAGAUUUAGAAAAUGAGCCCUGGUAUAAAUUCUUUUCAGAACUGGAGUUUGGACGCCCGCCUCCUAAAAAGCCUCUGGACUAUGUUCAAGAUCAUUCUUCUGGUGUUUUCAAUGAGGCCUCCUUGUAUCAGUCCUCCAUAGACAGAAGCCUGGAAAGACCCAUGAGUUCUGCAAGCACGGCCAGUGACUUCAGGAAACGGAGGAAGAGCGAGCCUGCAGUGGGUCCACCACGGGGCCUGGGAGAUCAAAACGCGAGCAGGACCAGCCCUGGCCGAGCGGACCUCCCCGGAUCAAGCACUACCCUUACAAAGUCUUUCACUAGUUCUUCGCCUUCUUCCCCAUCGAGAGCAAAAGGUGGGGAUGAUAGCAAAAUGUGUCCAUCCCUUUGCAGUUACUCAGGGCUCAACGGCAACCCCCCAAGUGAGUUAGAUUACUGUAGCACUUAUAGACAGCACUUGGACGUCCCUCGGGACUCACCAAGGGCCAUUACUUUCAAGAAUGGCUGGCAAAUGGCCCGGCAAAAUGCAGAAAUCUGGAGCAGCACGGAAGAAACCGUUUCUCCCAAAAUCAAAUCCCGUAGCUGUGACGAUCUCCUAAAUGAUGACUGCGAUAGCUUCCCGGACCCGAAAAUUAAGUCGGAAAGCAUGGGCUCCCUCUUAUGUGACGAGGACUCCAAGGAGAGCUGCGCCAUCACCUGGGGGUCCCCCUACAUCCAGGAGGUUCGCGGUAACGGCAGAUCGAGGAUCAGACACCGGUCAGCCCACAACGCCCCGGGGUUCCUGAAAAUGUACAAGAAAAUGCACCGCAUUAACCGCAAGGAUCUGAUGAAUUCCGAGGUGAUCUGCUCCGUGAAGUCCAGGAUCCUGCAGUAUGAGAACGAGCAGCAGCCCAAGGGCCUGGGGCACGCGUGGAGCCAGUCCUCCACGGAGGAGGUGCCCCGCGACAUGGUGCCCACGCGCAUUUCCGAAUUCGAAAAGCUGAUUCAGAAGUCCAAAUCCAUGCCCAACUUAGGGGAUGACACGCUCUCUCCCGUGACCCUGGAACCGCCACAGAACGGCUUAUGUCCCAAGAGGCGAUUCUCCAUCGAGUAUUUGCUGGAGGACGAGGACGAAGGCGGGCGCCCCGCUCAGGCCCCGCGGGGCUGCGCGUCCAGCGCACUGGUGCCCAUUCACAUCGAGGUCACCAGCCACGAGCAGCCCCGGGCCCACGUGGAGUUUUCCGACAGCGACCAGGACGGGGUCGUGUCUGACCACAGCGACUACAUUCACGUGGAGGGGUCAUCGUUCUGCAGCGAGAGCGACUUCGAUCACUUUUCCUUCACCUCCUCUGAAAGCUUCUACGGAUCCAGCCAUCACCACCACCACCACCACCACCACCACCGGCACCUCAUCAGCUCCUGCAAGGGCAGGUGCCCGGCCUCCUACACCCGAUUUACCACGAUGCUGAAACACGAAAGGGCCAGACACGAAAACACGGAGGAGCCCCGCAGGCCGGAGAUGGACCCCGGCCUUUCCAAGCUCGCCUUUCUGGUCAGCCCGGUGCCUUUCCGGAGGAAAAGAAACGCAGCUCCUAAGAAACAGACGGAAAAGGCGCCGUGCAAGGCGUCCGUGAUCGAGGCGCUCGACUGCGCCCUGAAAGACAUCUGUGACCAGAUCAAGGCGGAGAAGACGCGGGGGAGCCUGCCGGGCAACAGCAUCCUGCACCGCCUCAUCAGCGAGCUGCUGCCGGACGUGCCCGAGCGGAACUCGUCCCUGGGCGCGCUGAGGAGGGGCCCCCUGCACCUGCCUCUCCGCCCGCCGCCCCAGGACGGUGCUAUCCACUGCCCACCCUACCACAGCGAUGGCGGGAGAACGCCUCACAGUGCCUCUUUCCAGGACGCGGACACAGCCAGCAGCAACCACCACCACCAAGACCGUGGCGGUGCACUCCAAGACCGCGAGUCCCCUAGAAGUUACUCAUCCACUUUGACUGACAUGGGGAGAAGUGCACCAAGGGAAAGAAGAGGAACUCCAGAAAAAGAGAAAUUGCCUGCAAAAGCUGUUUAUGAUUUUAAGGCUCAGACAUCUAAGGAGUUGUCAUUUAAGAAAGGAGAUACUGUCUACAUUCUCAGGAAAAUUGAUCAAAAUUGGUAUGAGGGAGAACACCAUGGAAGAGUGGGCAUUUUCCCAAUCUCAUACGUAGAGAAACUCACACCUCCUGAGAAAGCACAGCCCGCAAGACCACCCCCGCCAGCCCAGCCUGGAGAGAUUGGAGAGGCUAUAGCCAAAUACAACUUCAACGCAGACACAAACGUGGAGCUGUCACUCAGAAAGGGAGAUAGAGUUAUUCUUCUUAAAAGAGUUGAUCAAAACUGGUAUGAAGGUAAAAUCCCAGGAGCCAACAGACAAGGCAUCUUCCCUGUUUCCUAUGUGGAAGUCGUCAAGAAGAACACAAAAGGUGCUGAGGAUUACCCUGACCCUCCAAUACCCCACAGCUAUUCUAGUGAUAGGAUUCACAGCCUGAGCUCAAACAAGGCUGACCUAAAAAGCGAGAUGUGUGUCCUGGGUAAGCCUCCUCGCAGCCCAGUGAUGUCUAAGAGAUCCUGCAGCUCACCUGUCAGAGGGCUCAGCAGUUCCCACAGGCCACAGCGUCCUGUGUUUACUCAUGAAAAUAUUCAAGGUGGGGGGGAACCGUUUCAGGCUCUAUAUAACUAUACUCCUAGGAACGAAGAUGAGCUGGAACUCAGAGAAAGUGACGUCAUUGAUGUGAUGGAAAAGUGUGAUGAUGGCUGGUUUGUGGGAACCUCAAGAAGAACCAAAUUCUUUGGUACCUUCCCCGGAAACUACGUCAAAAGGCUGUGAAUGACUCUCCCUCCUUAUGCAGGCCGCCUUUCAGCCAUGCACCUGCGUCACCGCGCCUCGGACACCCCGCGGGCCUCCCGUUGUCAUGCCUUAUGGUUUCCAACGCACUGUCGCCAUCUCCACCUGCCAGCAAACCACCAGCAGAGUCACUGCCGCUGCUGUGAGCCUGGGGGCGACAUGGCAGGCUGGCCUCCCCGUGAAAGUGCGGAUUCCUACUUCCUGCCCUAAGCUUUGACAGUCAGAAUGUGGGAUCAGAAAGAAAAUCAUGAUACUUAAAAAUGGUCAAAUACUUGAGGAAAAAAAAUUAAAAAAGCAUCUCCAGGAGGCUCUCCAGCCUCAUGGCUCUGCUUCAACGUCUCUCCCCAGGCGAUGUUCUCCCCCCCAAGACAACCAGAAAAUUGUUGAUUGGGAAAUGCUGUGGUUUGCGUUUUCACAUUCUUAGCUUGGCAGUGUAUAUUCUUCUCACAAGUUUGCCUCGUGUCUUGGUUUACACCAUAUGACAACUGUAGCUGUACUUUAGCAAUUGUUUGCCUGCACAUAUAUGUUGUAACAUGCACAGUGAUUACAGCCUUUAAAGCAAGAGGAGGAAAGUUAAUCUGGAUGAGUGCGAUUUUGUUGGUUGAAUGUGAGUUUUCAAAUAGGAAUCCUCUUCUGCAAUUUUUUUUUGGACUUUUUAGAAGUGCAAACAGUAAAUGAAUAAGAGCCUUUGGUAAUAACCAUGACAAUACAAGAGGCUGAGCUAGACUACAGGGGAAAACUAUUGUGUUGUAAAAUUGCAUCGCUAUUUUAUAUUAAAAUGUAACGAUCAGCAUCAUGAACAGUGAGCUCUUAGUGUUUUAUUUAUCUGAAAAAAAUGUAAGUAAAAGCAGUGUUAGUGAGAGGUGCAAAGAAUUAUUCUAACAUAGACACUUGAAAGUAUCUGUAAGCAAUACUAGUAGGUAAGAUUUCACUGUGUGUACACAUAAACAUUUGAGAUUGUAUGACAACAUAUAAUCCAUAUAUGUUGUACAUUUUAUGGAAAUGUAAUAGAAUCUCACACGUUAUUUUAUAGAAAUAGAGUACAGAAGCAUCACAAGUAUUAAGGUUGGUUUUAGCAAGGAUUAUGAUUAAUACAAUUAUUUUUACUAUAAUAAUUAUUUUUCUUCUAUGGAACUCAGAAUCCUGGCUACAUUUGAGGACAGGAAUAUGUUGAGCCUGAUUUUCCUGGUGUGUGUAAAAUAUUUCCUAGGAAUAAAUUAGGCACUUUUUAGAAACAAUGUUAAAUCAUUCAGGUUUUAUUUUCUGCCCUGAAGCAGAAAUUUACAAAAUGAUAUUGGGACCUGAAAGAUUUAAUAUAGUUCACAGUGCCUAAAUUACACAUACUCCGAGAACUAGCUUUGUAUUUCUUAUGACUUUGCAUAAGAACUAUUCAUCUUUGGAUCUUGAGCACCUUAUAGAUAAAACUUUUUAUGGCAUUUCUCCCCUGGACAGUGAUUGAUCUUUUCACAAUGUACGUAGCCUCUAGAAUUUUGUACAUAUGUUUGCUCUUUUUUUGUACAGACUAUUUAGUUGCUGAGAAAACAGGGAAGUUUCCUGAUUUGGUCUUGAUUAGCCUUUCCCUGUCUCACAGAUCUCAAGCACCCCUAGAUAGUGUCAUUCUGUCAGACAGCAUUUAUGCAAAAAUCUAUGAAGUUAAAAGAUCGUAGAAGCCAAACUGAAAUGUACAUAUAUACAGACUGAUUACAAAGGAAUUUCAUUAGGAAUAAGGUAAAGAAACAUCUUUGAGUAGCCUACCUUGAUUUCUGUCAAGUUCACAACCAGCUUUAUAUUUUAAAGGCUUUGGGUUUGAAAUUAAAUCAAGUGCAUGCAGCUUUGCUGAUAAAUGAAUAAUUAUCUUUGAUGCCAUUUAUGGGAAAAGACUUCAAUAUCUGUUGCCUGUCAUAUUUAAGAAAAAUUACUGUUUCUACUCUCUGUAUCUGAUUUUAAAAGAAAAAAAUAUUCAUACCUGGCUUCCAGGAAUUGACUUUGAAUUCGUACAAGCAAAGGCCAUUGUGUUUUUCUUGAAUAGACAUCUAAUAAAUUUUGCUUGGAAGUAUA
Cebus imitator (Panamanian white-faced capuchin) is the source of this 8159-nucleotide messenger RNA. RefSeq names its product sorbin and SH3 domain containing 2 (gene SORBS2). The record is from RefSeq and is a predicted model, not a curated record. The transcript is spliced from 29 exons. Gene Ontology annotation, molecular function: protein binding. Gene Ontology annotation, biological process: Notch signaling pathway. Gene Ontology annotation, cellular component: dendrite; plasma membrane; synapse. Bases 963 to 6083 code for a protein of 1706 amino acids. Lineage: Eukaryota; Metazoa; Chordata; Mammalia; Primates; Cebidae.